UAGCAACAUUUUCUGCUUGUAUGGCCUGAUGACUGCUGAUGACGACGUCAUGGGCGGGAUAGAUCUAUGAUCCCCUAUUUUAUUUCGAACAAUGCACCUUCAGCAAGUAUGACGACAUUCAAGAAGGUUCAGCACCUGCUACUGCUGCUUGGAUGUGUGCUGUUUUGGAUAUGUACACAAGUUAGUGAUGGGGCUACCACCCCUCCCCCUAUAGUGAUGACGGACUUUCAGGUGACCAACAUCCACGAAGACAACCAGAUUGAGGUGGACAUCGCCACCGUUGGGUGUUCCGACACCCUCAGCGGGGAUGGCACGUGUCCCGUCUGCAACAUCAAAUCGAUGUUUCCCCAAGGUGGCCCGUUCCGUGUGUGGCGGAAAUACGGGAAUCUAGACUUCCACGUCUAUUACGUUGGCGGGUACGCCACCGAUGGCCUCGACUACAACGUGGCACGCACCUACAACAUCACCAUUGAGUGUACAUCAACUGACGAAUUGACAACCGUCACGAAGGUAUUGGAAGUUGACGUGCAGCCGAACCAACCGCCCUUUGUAUUUGACAGCCCAGGGGUAACUCUGACAUACGACGCUCAAGUGGAUACGGGCGUAGGCUGGACUGUGUACGACAUCAACGUGAGAGACAAUGAGUCCGACCCCAUCACGUACAUCUGGAGCACUGAACCCGUCGUGGAUUACUUCGACAUCGGGCAGAGUGACGGCAUCAUUAAAGUCGUAAAAGAUCUCAGGACGGCCGUUGUGGAUGUCGUAGCAAUAAAGGUCAACGUCUCAGAUGGCCAUAACGUCGUUGGUCCAUUCACUGUCAACGUACAACUCACAAAUCUGAACUCUCGCCCUGUAUUCACAAAUCUUCCUACCAAUGUGUCCGUGUAUGAAGAUCUGACCGGGGGUUCCAGUAUCUACACAAUUUCCUACGUGGAUUACGACCUUUAUUCGACCUUGACCCCUGUCUGCUCCGUCACCCCGGACAACGAAAACUACAAAUUUGUCUAUCUCACUGGAGCUAAACGGAUACAGUUGGCAUCACUGACAACAGAAGGCAACCUGCUGGAUUUCGAGACGACAACAUACUACAACAUCUCCUGCCUCAUCAACGACGGCUACCUCGACUCCGUCGGUGGAUAUAUAAACCUGUUCGUACUAAAUGUAAACGAGCCACCAGAAUUCAACGAUCGAGUGUACUACUGCAUAAUGAAUGAAAAUUAUCAAAGCGUUGGUGCGUGUGAUUUGAGCGGACUGACAGUGUCGGACCCGGAAGGCGAUACAAUCAUUGACUACAAGCUGUUACCUGGCAACAACAGCGAACGCUUCCAGUACGACAACGCAAAGAAACAACUGGCCUUUAAUGUAGACUACGACGUAGAUACGGCAGCAAUGCCAACCAGCGUCUUCCUCACCCUAGCUGCCGUUGACGACCAAUCGGCGACAGGUACUGCACAGAUUCAAAUCAACGUUAUAGACGUCAACGACAACACCCCUUCUUUCGCCUCGAGUGUCAACGCCUUCACCGUUACGCAAGGACAAGCCGUAGGUGCGAUCGGAAGGAUUACCGUUACAGACGCUGAUCUUACGUCACCAAACAACGACGUUACAUUCUCCGUGACCGGCGGCACUUUCUCCAACUACGUCUCCGUCCUUGGCAAUGGACAGGUUAUCUAUGCUAACGAGUUCGACGCCUCGUAUUCCGGCAGGAGUGAGUUGGUAUACGUUGAAGCAAAAGAUGGCGGUAGUCCUGCGUUGUCGACAACAGCCACAGUUAUCGUCUCUUUUCAGACUACAACUACGACAACUACAACUACUACUACAACUUCCACCCCUACCACCACCCCAACCACAACAACCACUACACCUAAACCAGGGUUCUUUGAUUACACUGAAAACAUCGUGUUGUUUUGUUUCCUAAUGUUUCUGCUGCUGCUUCUGGUGUUGGCGGCGCUCUAUUUUCUCUACCGCUAUUGCACCAUGGGAUCAUGUUUUGGGGCGCCCUCUGGUCCCGCCGGAGCAAGCAAGGGUACCUCAUUCUGUCCAUCGUUAAGUGAAGGAGGAGGGUGUGAUGACUGUUUCAGACCAAGCCAACCAAAGAGGGUCGAAAUGCAGCCACGCAAUGACUACCCCAUGCGACAGCAGCCACCGCGCAUUAACGGAGACUAUAAAGACCCAUUCUGGAAGUCUGAUGACCAGUACGAGAAUGGUGCGAUUGCGAAGAUAUUCUGAUCUCUCCGAUGGUCAGCACUGUCGAUUCUGAUAUGGUUAAAGCACGAGAGACAAAACGAUACACAUGGGUGUCAAAGACCGUGACCACGAAUCAAUAAGUCCUGAAACUGUCUUGUGUUGUUAAUAAAUCACGAUUCCUUACAUGAA
This is a messenger RNA of Haliotis rubra (blacklip abalone), 2376 nucleotides long. RefSeq names its product cadherin-related family member 1-like. Gene Ontology annotation, biological process: homophilic cell-cell adhesion. Gene Ontology annotation, cellular component: plasma membrane. The transcript is spliced from 11 exons. The coding region runs from base 67 to 2229 and encodes 720 amino acids. NCBI's taxonomy places the organism in Eukaryota, Metazoa, Mollusca, Gastropoda, Lepetellida, Haliotidae. Gene Ontology annotation, molecular function: calcium ion binding. The record is from RefSeq and is a predicted model, not a curated record.